Molecule: messenger RNA, 2040 nt
Organism: Lachancea dasiensis
Lineage: Eukaryota; Fungi; Ascomycota; Saccharomycetes; Saccharomycetales; Saccharomycetaceae
Source: the annotation of a GenBank genome assembly
AUGGCUCAGAGUGAAGAUGCCAAUUCUCGUGCGAAGGCGUCCCAGAGAUUUAAAACACUAGACUCGUUCCAAUCGGUUCGACCAGUGUCAGAAAGUCCAUCUGCGACUGCUUUGGCCGUGCUCAACUCCGAACCCAAUGCCAGAAGCUCAAGACCACGCAGAGUCGCUUCCAAGAAGGCAUCGCAUUCUAUCGUGAGUUCAAUUGAUCCAACGGUAGGUGACGAAGAGGGUGAUGAUAAUGACGAUUUUGUGCCUGAGGAGGCGAUGGAUGAGGAUGAGGAUGAGGAUGAAGAACAGCCAGAUGACCCUGCUACAGAGGACAAUGAGGAUUUCAUGGAGAUAGAACCACCUCAACGAAAUAAAAAGGCAGUCACGAAAGGCAAGUCCAUGAGAGCCAAACCGACGACCGUUGCUAAACGCGGUCGCAAACCAAAGUUGUUGGACUUGUCUGUUGACAGCGAUACCAAAUCCCCGACACCCUUGUCAAAAUUGGACAACAAGCGUAGAGUAAUACGCGCUCUCAAAGACCUCACAUCUGCUAGAGACAAAAUCGAACGGAUAUAUGGCCUCAAUCCAGAGAAACUUUUGAAGCUUGCUAAAGUUAAAGAGGCCUUUGAAACGGGCCCCUUUGAUUUCGAUCUAGAUGCACUACAGGAAGGGUCCAAAUGCUAUGUGGACUUUCCUUCCCCUUGUUGUAGAGGAUAUGCUACGAAUUUGACCUCACUAAGGUCUGCGAGUUACCAUGUCAUAGAACUUUCUGAAUUCCAGGAGCUGUUCGCUCUUAGUGAAUGUGAAAUCCCUCUACUUAUAGGCGACCUGGAUACUCACAUAAAGACUGGUCAAAAAAUUGAAUUCCCAACUUUUUCAUGCGGCAAUCGCAAGGGCUUUGUUUAUAAUGUAGGUGGCCUGGUUACCGACAUGGCUUGGCUACCUCGUGAAGACACCGACUCUUUGUUUUUAGCGUUAUCAAUAUCAAGUAGGCUUGGUGCACCUGUUGAUUCUGAUCUUCGAUGCUGGGGUGAAGAAAGUCACGAAUCUUGCAUCGCCGUAUAUGAAGUAUGCCCUGACAGUCUAUCCUUUGAAAAAUAUUUGACUAUUGUUCACAAUUUUGGCGAGACUUGGGAUUUGAAGUGGCAUGCUGGAUUUAAAGAUGAGACAGCUCUAGGAAUGCUGGCCGCAUGUUGUCAAGAUGGCUCCGUUAGGUUCAUCAAAAUUGAUAAAGCUGCUUGCCACGAAUUUCGCAAGUAUGAUAGUUCUGACUUCAGGGUUGCAAUACCACAGACACCCAUUUCGUGCUUUGAUUUCACGUCUUCAGAUACCAUUGUUUGUGGAUUUCAAAAUGGCAAUGUUGCAGAAUUUCAGCUAGGCUCUGACAUGCCGUCUUAUUAUCAUAAAAUUCACGAUUCCUACAUCAUUUCCAUUGUUGCAGCUUACUCGGAUUGUGAGGACACCGUCAUCAGUACUACUUCGGUUGACGGGUUUAUUUCUGCUUUCAACCCGAAGAACAUUAGAACGACUAAGGCUUCUUUAGGUCGCGUACGGGGAGGCAACACCACAAUUGCUACCUACUGUCCUCCAGUGUAUGGCGUUGUCUAUUCUGAUGGUGUAAACUCUGUGAAAGCUUACACUCCUCGGGCCAUUUUUGCUCCUCAUCAGAUCUGUCAGCACGAGAACACCGUGAGCUCUCUAGGUGCGUCUAGACUUCAUCCGUUUCUGCUGUCAGGAUCUUCAGAUGGUACACUAAUGAUAAAUAACUUGGCAAGAAGGUUUUUGACAGGUAUCAAAAACAAUGUUGCUGUUUACAAAUAUCUCAAACUUUGGCAAUGGGAUUUUGGUACAGCCGAAAAGAAGUAUAGGUUGAAUCCAAACUACGCCGUUUUCAAAUUCAGCGUGAAUGAGGUCUCCAAGGCAAGAGUUAGUCCUCAAGGCGUCAACAUAACAUGUUGCAAGUGGAAUGAAACAAGGGCGGGCGGUAAGUUCUACUCAUUUGUGAAUAAUGCAGGUCUGCUUGUGAUAGAGGAGCUGGGUAGAGAACUAUAG